Molecule: messenger RNA, 1276 nt
Organism: Oryza brachyantha (malo sina)
Lineage: Eukaryota; Viridiplantae; Streptophyta; Magnoliopsida; Poales; Poaceae
Exons: 1
Coding region: 71-514 (147 amino acids)
Source: RefSeq, a predicted model, not a curated record
UCUCUCUCUCUCUCCCACCUCGUGGCAGCCGCUCCGACGAGCGAGCCGAUCGAUCGACCCUGCCGCCGCCAUGGGCAACUGCCUCAACCCGGCGUCCAAGGAGCACUGCCGCCGGCACGGCGCCGCCAUGCCUCCUGCGCCGGAGCGGGAUACAGCUGAGGAGGAGUGGUGGUGCUACAACACAACGCCCGAGGCCGAAACCACCACCACGAUCGGCCGCGUGCUGAGGGAAGCAGAGGAGGAGGAGGAAGAAGAGGCAGCAGAGGAGACGGCGGCUGCGGGGGUGAAGGUGAAGGUGGUGCUGAAGCGCGCGGAGCUGGAGUGGCUCAUGGCGCAGCUCAAGACCGGCGACCGCCGCCUCGAGGACGUGCUCCACCAGAUGGGCACCGCCCGCGCCCUCUGCGCCGCCGCCGCCGCCGCCGCGCCGCCACCUCCUCCUCCCCGUGCCGCCGGCGACGCGUGGCGCCCCCGCCUCGAGUGCAUACUCGAGUGCCACGAGCCCGCCGCCACCUGACCCCUCUCCUCCUCCUCCUCCUCCCCACACCACCAUCGUUAAAGCUAGGAGAUCGAGAGCCUUUUAUCCUCCGUCCUUGCGCUUCUUGCUCGCCGCCGAUCUGGAUCACCGUCACACAACAUGCUCAGCUCCUGCUCGUCGUCUUCUUCCAUGAAGGCAAAUGAAGGAAGGCAGAUUAACAAGGAUCUCACAGCUCUUUAAUUAAUUAGUUGGGUUGUAGGAUCAUAUCAUAAUCAUAUCAUAUCAACACUUAAUACUACUUCUACUCUAUAGAGCUAUCUACCAGAUCUUUCAUCUUUCAGUGUGUUUGCUUCUCAGAUUAGCUUUCCUUUUUUUUUCUCUUAUUCCCCUAUUCUUUUCUUUUUUUUUUUCUCUUGCUGCUUUGGUACUCUGCCAGCAUGUGGUGUGCUCCACUUGUGUUUUCUGCUUCUGUAAAUAGUUGUGACAUGGCAACAAAAUUACAAGACCAAAUGAAAGCAGCUGUAAAACUUAAUCAAGCUUCUUCUUUUUUGGAUCUGGUUGUUUGUGGCUUGAUCAGUUAUCAGUCUGUGCUUAAUUGAGAUCAACACUUCAUUUCCAGCAGGUUGUUGAUUUUUGGAGGUGCAGUACAGGUGUGCCGUUAAUUGUGGUCUAAAAUUGGUGUCAUCCUACUACUGUUGCCUUUUGGUGCAGUACAUGUUUCUAUGCCCCCAGAGAUCUGUAGUUGUUCGGAAUGCUGGAUUUUCGUUGUCUCUCUGUCCCCGCACACUAACGAAUGAUUCA